Messenger RNA from Oldenlandia corymbosa var. corymbosa, 3927 nucleotides. NCBI's taxonomy places the organism in Eukaryota, Viridiplantae, Streptophyta, Magnoliopsida, Gentianales, Rubiaceae. The record is from the annotation of a GenBank genome assembly.
AAAAUACAAAGAGUUUCGCGGUUAUACACCAAAAAUAAAAAUUUCUUUCUUUCAGCUUCGUUUUCUCUCCUCUUUCCCUCUCUUCUUUCUCCCCAUCUCUUCCCACCCUUUCUCUCUCUUCAAUCUGAAUCUCUUUCUCCAGCCGUCUUCGUCUUCAUCCUCUUCGAAAAUCCACUGCUUUUGAAUCUCCAAGUCCAAUUCCAGAAGCCUCUGGACUGUUCCUUAGGCAAUUUGGAACUUUUUAAUGGGGCCAGCAAGAAAGUCUAGGAACCCAAACAAACGGUAUUCUUCUGUCAAUGAAGCAUCUCCUGUAAAAGAAUCAGAAAAUAGUGGAAGAAGCAGUCUACGGAAGAGGAAAAUUUCUGACAUGUUAGGGCCUCAAUGGAGCAAGGAAGAGCUCAGUCGUUUUUAUGAAGCAUAUCGCAAAUACAAUAGAAACUGGAAAAAGAUUGCUGCUGCAGUAAAACAUCGAUCUGUUGAAAUGGUGGAGGCCCUUUUCACAAUGAAUAAGGCUUACUUGUCACUUCCAGAAGGCACAGCUUCAGUUCGUGGACUAGAAGCAAUGAUGCAAGACUAUUACAGCAAUUUGGCAAGCGACAGCGACCAAGAAAGCAAUGAUGGGGUGGGAACUUCCAGGAAACCGCAGAAGCGUGUUAGGGGAAAAAGCCAACCGAACAACUCUAAAACAUUUGAAAAUGACUUUGUUUCAGAUUCCCCAACUGCAACACCUUAUGGAUUUCAAUCAAUGCUGAAGAAGAAGCGCACAGGAGUGACUCGAAAAAGGACCCCACGGGUCCCCAUUGCCUAUGAGAAUGGUAACGGGAAGAGGUUAUCCUCACCAGCUGGGCAGGGUGCGAAGUUGGAGACUGCUACCAAUGACGAUGAUGUUACUCAUGAGAUAGUAAUAGCUUUGGCUGAGGCGUCACAAUUAGGAGGUUCUCCUCAGGUUUCGCAGACGCCAAGUAGAAGAACUGAAAGUGUUAUGUCAUCUCCUGCUCGCAAUAGGGAAAGGAAGAAAAUGACCAGAGCCAAGCAUGUUGAUAGCGAUAUAGAUGAAGAAGAAUUAGAGGUAAGUAUGGAAGCUGAUACUGGUCAAAUAUCCAGGCGUAAGGGUUACUUGAAGAGAAAUGUGCAUGCUAGCAGUAGGGGGAAAAGAUUUGAUGGAAAGAAAACAAAUGUUGACGACACUGGUGACAAUCAGUUUGACGACACACUGGAAUCUUGUAGUGGAACAGAAGGAAAAAGAUUUGUUACAUCAAGCUUUAAGCCCUCUUCCCAAGGGCCUAGGAAGAGAUUGAAAAGGACACCACUUCCUAAAAGAGAUGAAGAUUCUAGCUUUGACGCCUUGCAAACGUUGGCUGAUUUAUGCUUUAAAGCCCCCCAAGAAGUAACUGAGGAUGAAUCAACGGUGCAGAUUAAAGAUGAAGGGGAUCAUGUGGAUGAAAUUGAGUCAUUUGUAAAUAAGCCCGCAGCACUCCAGAGGGAUAAGCAUAGACCCUUGGGACAGAAAACAAAAAGUGACAAAUCGGUGGUGGCUAAACCUGAAUUGUUUUCAAACAAAAUGUUUAAACCGGGGAAAGCUUUAAACUCCGAUGUUAAUAUUGUUCCUGAAGUGGAGCAGGAAAAUUAUCUGUCUAAAUCUACAAGGAGAAGACCAAAGCCUGUUGGGCCAAAGAUUAAGAAAUUUGAAGCUCAACAUCCAAGUGGUGAUGUUAUAGAACCUCAGGACGACGAGACAAACGCCGGGAAGUUGAGUAGAAGCAAGAGAUCUUCUCAAACUGCUUCUCCAAAAUUGACAAAAAAUGCAGAACAUUCUUCUAAUACUGAUCUAAGAAGAGAGGGUAGUGAUUCAGCUCAAUCAGCUGUACAGGUCCCUCUACCUAACCAAACUAGCUCGCCAAGUAAAGUAAGGAGCAAGCGCAAGACUGACCUGAAGAAAACUGAUGUACCCAAAGAUUUGAAGGUUGCAGAAAAGCUUUUAAAUGACAGAGCCAUUGGACCUGUAGCUUCACCCGAUGACACAGCAUGUAGUCUUAAGAAGAAACUUUCUAAUUGCUUAUCGAAUCAUCUGCUGAGGAGAUGGUGUACAUAUGAGUGGUUUUACAAUGCUAUUGAUUACCCUUGGUUUGCCAAAAGAGAGUUUGUUGAGUAUCUAGAGCAUGUCGGAUUGGGACACAUUCCUAGGUUGACUCGUGUGGAAUGGGGUGUCAUAAGAAGUUCACUUGGAAAACCACGGCGGUUCUCUCAACAGUUUUUGAAAGAAGAAAAGGAGAAGCUUAACAGAUAUAGAGAUUCUGUGAGAACCCAUUACACUGAACUUCGUGAAGGUGUCAGGGAUGGACUUCCAACAGAUCUUUCAAGGCCUUUGUCUGUUGGACAACAUGUUAUUGCAAUCCAUCCAAAAUCUAGAGAGAUACAUGACGGAAGUGUGCUAACAGUUGAUCAUUCCAGGUGUCGGGUUCAGUUUGAUCGGCCUGAUCUAGGUGUUGAAUUUGUCACGGACAUUGACUGCAUGCCCUUCAAUCCUAUGGAGAAUAUGCCCACACUGCUUGCCAGACAAUUUGACGUUGAUAAGUUCUUUGAGAACUUCAAUGAGCUCAGGAUGAACGAACAAGCAAAGGAUUAUAUGAAGAUUUUACCUUCUGACAACCUUGAGAAUAUUAAUGGUCUAUCUCAUUUGUCACCAUCAACUUUCCAUUUGAAGCAGACAAAGGCCUCAGAAGAUGCUAAUUUGCAAGCUAGAGUUGGAACUAGACAAACACUUAUCUACCAUCCAAUGCCUUAUCCUCAGCCAGCUACCACAGCUCAAGUUCAGGCCAAGGAAGCUGAUGUUCAGGCUCUAGCAAAGCUAAAUCGCUCUCUUGACAAAAAGGAAGCUUUAGUUUCUGAGUUGAAGCGCUUGAAUGAUGAUGUGGUGGAAAAUAGCUCUCUCAAAGAGUCAGAGUCUUUUAAGAAACAAUAUGCAGCUGUACUUGUCCAGCUGCAUGAUGCGAAUGAACAGGUUAAUUCUGCUUUGAUUAGCUUGAGACAACGCAAUACAUAUCCAGGAACUACCUCACUAUGGUUGCGACCCAUAGGUGAUCCCAGUCCUACAUUGAACUCUCUGGAUCGCUCUAUUUGUGAAUCUAAUGAUUCUCGGUCUCAAGUUAAUGAAAUUAUCGAAAGUUCGCGGAGAAAAGCGAGGACAAUGGUUGACGUCGCAAUGCAGGCAAUGUCAUCAUAUAAGGUUAAGGAGCACACGAAGAUUGAAGAGGCUAUUGAUUAUGUAAAUGAGCAGCUUCCUCUAGACGAUUCAUCCAUUUCAGCCGCUCCCGAGACGGAUGCCAAAGUCGCAGCAGACAAGAAUGAGGCACCUGUACCGUCGGAGCUUAUCAGUCAAUGUGUUGCCACUCUGCUUAUGAUUCAGAAAUGCACGGAACGGCAGUUCCCGCCUGCCGAUGUGGCCCAAAUAUUGGAUUCUGCCGUAACGAAUCUGAAGCCUUGCUGCCCGCAGAAUCUUCCGGUUUACACUGAAAUACAAAAAUGCAUGGGAAUGGUCAAGAACCAAAUAUUGGCCCUUAUACCUACAUAAGGCUUUGGCAAAAUCGAAACACCACCUUGUGUCCGAAUUGUAGAUAAUUCAUUUCAACACACUUCUUUCAUUGUUUUAUGACGAUUGUUCUUUUUUUUAUUAUUCUUAACUUUAAAUGAAAUGUGUUAUUUGCUCUGCUGUUGUAUCUCAAGAACUCGCUCAAGAUGGUCUCCGUUGGGUAUCUAUGACGAACCAGACCUCUCCAGCGUUUCAUUCGAAUUGACAUAGUUUAGAUCUGACGAACUCCUAAACCUAAGUGAUUAUUGUGUCAGAUCAUAAGACCACGAAUCAGGAGUUAGAAUCAAGCAAACCAGUUAUCCUAGAUCGUGUGUAUAUAUAUAUAUAUAUAUAUAUAU